Molecule: messenger RNA, 881 nt
Organism: Camellia sinensis
Lineage: Eukaryota; Viridiplantae; Streptophyta; Magnoliopsida; Ericales; Theaceae
Source: RefSeq, a predicted model, not a curated record
UGGUAGAUGCUAGAAAGACACUUGUCUCUCUGUCUAUGUAUCUAUAUAUACCCUGCUCCUUGGCUUCCGUUGCAUCAUCGAGAAAUCAUCAUUCAAAAGCUUCGAUAAAUCAAUCUCUCAGAUACAUCACUCUCCGAUCUCUCAAGCAAAACUAUUAGUAGAUUCAGAAAAUGGCGAUGAUUCCAAGCAUCUUUGGAGGCCGACGAAGCAACGUCUUCGAUCCAUUCUCUCUCGACAUUUGGGAUCCCUUCGAGGGUUUCCCCUUCAAUAGCGCUUUCGCUAACGCCCGCAACUCCGCAGCACGAGAAACAUCUGCAAUUGCAAACACUCGAAUCGAUUGGAAGGAGACUCCGGAGGCUCACAUCUUCAAGGUCGAUCUUCCGGGGCUGAAGAAGGAAGAAGUGAAGGUGGAGGUUGAAGAAGGAAGAGUUUUGCAAAUCAGCGGAGAGAGGAGCAAAGAGCAUGAGGAGAAGAACGACAAAUGGCACCGCAUCGAGCGUAGCAGCGGCAAGUUCCUACGCAGGUUCAGGUUGCCGGAGAAUGUGAAGAUGGAUGAGGUGAAAGCUACUAUGGAGGACGGUGUGCUGACUGUGAUUGUGCCCAAGGAAGAAGAGAAGAAGCCUGAGGUUAAGUCCAUUGAUAUCUCUGGUUGAGUUGCGCAACUGGUUUUUGAGUGGUGGUGUUUGGAUGUUUGAAUUGAAAUAAACAAGUGUUUGGUGUUUUGUUGUUAUUAUGCAAUAUCUACUUGAGUGAGUGUGUUUGUCUGUGUGUGUAGUGUCAAACUUGUACUUGGUUAUGCACCAUGCUUUGUUUGAUACUACAUAAAAUGGAAGAAUGUUAAUUUUAGUUUCAAUUGCUCUAUUCCAUUUCAGUUACAUUUA